Messenger RNA from Chroicocephalus ridibundus (black-headed gull), 1404 nucleotides. RefSeq names its product leucine rich repeat containing 46 (gene LRRC46). NCBI's taxonomy places the organism in Eukaryota, Metazoa, Chordata, Aves, Charadriiformes, Laridae. The record is from RefSeq and is a predicted model, not a curated record. Gene Ontology annotation, molecular function: protein binding. The transcript is spliced from 8 exons. Bases 160 to 1404 code for a protein of 414 amino acids.
GUCUCUGUGUCCCCAGUCCGGGGGGCCUGCUCCCGGUGACCACCUCCAGCCCGGGGGUCUCUGUGCCCCUCAACCAGGGGGGCCUGGUCCCAGUGACCCACCCCCCCCUGCCUCAGCCCAGGGGUCUCUGUGCCCCCAUCCCGUGGGGGGUCUGAUCCCAUGGUCCCCCCAGGUCCUGGGGUCUCUCUGCCUCAUCUGGCAGUCCCAGCGCUGAUCACCCCCAGCCCGGCAGUCCUGUCCUCACCGCCCGCCUUAGCCCACCGGUUCCUGCCCCCCAUUGCCUCAGGACCCUUCCCCUUGCAGAGAGCGGUGGGGCCAGGCCAGCCCCCCCAACACAGCCACCCAAAGGCCCGAGGAAGGGACGAGGACCCAGACCACCUUCCUGCCAUGGCUGGGCAGGGGGAGACCCUGCUUGGGGCCCGUGAGCAGACGUCCCCAGGGGUGACGCUCACCGACAACCUCAUCGCCACGAGGAACCUGCCUCACCUGGUGGAGCCCCCGCGCCCAGAGAGCCGAUCCACGGAGCUGCUGUCCCCCUCCACCAUCCGCUUGGAUCGGGAAAACAUCUGCACUAUCGGGAGGCUCCAGAGCCUGAGGGAGAUUCACAGCCUCUAUCUGCAGCAGAACCAAAUUGAGAAGAUCGAGAAUCUGGUCUGCUUUCCCAACCUGCGGUUCCUCUCCCUGGCUGGCAACCGCAUCCGCAGAGUGGAGAACCUACAGCUCCUGCGACACCUGCGUGUCCUGGACUUGUCCCACAACCAGAUCCAGACGCUGGACCCAGACGAGCUGCCCCGCAGCCUCCGUCUCCUCGACUUAACGGGAAACGAAUGCACCCACCAGCACGGCUACAGAGAGCUGGUGGUGGGAGCCCUGCCCCAUCUCCUGCAGCUGGACGCCCAGCCCAUCCAUGGCGCUGUGUGUGAGGAAGAGGAGGAAGGCGGCUCUUCCAGCAGCGAGGACGAAGUUGACAAGUUGCUCUCUGAGCCGAGCGGCCCUUUCACUGCAGGCAAAGAUUUCUUUGCAGAUCUGCAGGAGGAGCUGGCUGGGCGCUCGCAGCAGAGGCGGAGGGAGUCCCUGAAGGAACACCAGACCCGUCUGGGAGAGCUGGAGGAUCUGCGGGAGCGUCGGGGUCUGCUGCUGCCUGCUGCACCGCUGAGCUCAGGCAGGGGCAGAGCAGCCCCAGGCCCCAGGCGGUCUCAGUCCCCUCCCCAGGCGAAACUGGGGACACAGCUGCCACCCCUGCCAGGACCUGGCAGGCAGCAUGCCUGCCUGCAGCCCCAGCGAGCUCCCGGCAGGAGCCAGCCACGGACCAAGCCUCUGGAGGAAACUCACACCAAAGGAGCACGAAAUAGGCAGUUACCCGCAAUACCCCACGCCAGGACGGCACCGCGCAGUUGCAAUUAA